UGUCACGUUUGAUGUCUUGCUUAGGGUGCCUUGUCUUGCUUGUCUUGUUUUGUGCAAAGGACGCAGAAGAAAGGAAGCCAAAGGCAAAGUCCUGAAUAAUCCCCCGGAGGAGUUCUUGGGUUUACAGUUUCUCUCUCUCUUUUUUUUUUUUUUUUUUACUUGCAUCCCACAAUACGUGGUGGCGUAGUAAUCCAAAGAAUACCCGUUACUGACAAUCGCGUUUACCGUAAAUUCAGUCCACGCCCGCCCGUGCCUAGGCCCAUUGGCAUAGGUAGAUAGAUCCAGGUAUGCGCUUUCGGAUAAAGAUCUUCCCCCCUUAUCGGGCUUCACCCCCAAUCCCUGCCAAUAACAUGUCCGCUUUGAACAACUGACCACCAUUUUUGGAACAAAAGGUCUUUUCCUUCUAGACUAGACCAGGACUCUGUACCUACAGGCCUUAUUCACUCGUUUCUUUGUUGGGUUUUCGGGGUCCUUGUUCAACUUCCAUUCGUUUCUGUCCUAGAAGCUCUUCUCUCGUUACCGGCCUGCGGAUCAUUAGCUGUUUCUUUUGCUUUUGCGACUUUUUUUUACGAAAACAGUAACCGAGCUCCGGAUUCGCCACAUCCGGUCUCCUACGAUACACUAAAAGUCAAUCGAACCUCGCGACGACGACGGCACAACAACCGCCUUCUUGGUACAACAGAAGCCGGCAACGACAGUCCGAUAUUCGUAGUAGAACGGCACAGGUCAACACUGGUUCAUUUGAAGAAUCCGGGAAGCUUUAAACUUCGGAUAAAGCUCUCACAUCAGAUCCCAAUUCACGAUUGAUUGGCCUCGGCUUCCCACUGUAGCCUUGACCCAGGGCAACCUGUACUACCGCCUGGUUUCGCCUCUCACAGCUGCCCUUCGUGGGCUCAAAGUCGACGGCAUGGAGUACAUAGAAAGAAGGGCGAUGGCGCUGCUGUUUAGGGACACCGACCCAGCCACCCAGCUGCUGGAGCUUCUGCAAGACCCUUUUAACAAUAUUCUGCAAGUACGAUCAGUAUGGUCAUCGCUUGCCUUCUCCGUUGCCGUCUGUGCAGGUAUCGCUCUGCUAUUCUCCUUCAUCCGCCCGUACAACACCGUCGUCUACGCACCCAAGUUGAAGCAUGCCGACGAAUCAAGGGCGCCCCCUCCGCUGGGCAAGGGUAUCUUUGCCUGGAUUGUGCCCCUAUGGACCACCGACGAGAAGGAGUUGAUUCGCCUGGUGGGCAUGGACGCGGCACUAUUCUUACGGUUCCUCAGGAUGUGUCGAAACAUGUUCUUUGUCCUCGCCGUCGUCACAUGUGCCGUGGUUCUCCCCACCAACAACAGCCAGAGUGGCGAUAGGGACAACCCAGAUGUCGACUGGCUGAUGAAGAUCACCCCGCGUAACGUGUUUGGAGAAAUUCAUUGGGUCACCGUAUGUGUCUCUUACUUCUCGACUUUUACCGUCUGCGGUUUCUUGUGGUGGAACUAUAGGAAGGUUCUGCACAUGCGCCAGGAGUACUUCCAGAGCGAAGAGUACCAGAACAGCUUGCACUCGCGGACAUUGAUGAUGUACGAUAUUCCGAAAGGCAUGGCCAAUGACGAGGGCAUUGCCAGGAUCAUCGACGGAAUCGCACCCAAUUCCUCCUUCUCCAGGACUGCCAUCGCUCGAAAUGUCAAGAUUCUACCCGAGCUUAUCAAGGAGCACGAAAAGACUGUGCGAAAGCUGGAAGAGGUUCUUGCAAAAUACCUCAAGGACCCCAUGAAUCUUCCUCCGAGUCGACCAGUGUGUAACCCCUCGAAAAAGGACCGGUCAUAUGGCACUUACCCGAAGGGACAAAAGCUCGAUGCCAUCGACUAUCUGACGCAGCGGAUCAAGGAUCUUGAGGUUGAGAUCAAGGAGGUCCGUCUUAGCGUCGACAAGAGAAACACGAUGGGAUACGGUUUUGCUUCCUACUCUGAUAUCAGCGAAGCCCAUGCGAUUGCUUACGCCGCAACCAAGAAGAAGCCGCUGGGUGGUGCCAUCAUCACACUGGCCCCUCGGCCGAAUGAUAUCAUCUGGGACAAUAUGCCUCUGAACAGUUCGACCAGGUCGCGCAAGCGAUUUAUCGUGACAUUCUGGAUUGCGGUCCUCACAUUCCUCUGGAUUGCCCCGAACGCCGGAAUUGCAAUGUUCCUCGUCAACUUGAGUAACCUGGGCCGUCUCUGGAAGGCUUUCGGUGACAGUCUGGCUAAUAAUAGGACCUUUUGGUCUUUGGUCCAGGGUAUUCUCAACCCAGCCCUUACCUCUCUUAUCUAUCUCGUUCUGCCCAUCAUCUUCCGUCGUCUGAUGAUGCGGGCUGGUGAUCAGACAAAAUCUGGAAGAGAGCGACACGUCGUGGCGAAGCUCUACUCCUUCUUCGUUUUCAACAACCUGAUCAUCUUCUCCCUUUUCAGCUCCUUGUUUACCUUUACCUCCAGCUUGGUCCAGCAGGUCAACAAGGGAACUGAUGCCGGCCAAGCUAUCCUCAAACAAAAAUUAGGACACGCCCUUCUGAUUUCGCUUUGCAACAUUUCUCCCUUCUGGGUGACGUGGCUCCUUCAGAGGCAAUUGGGUGCUGCCAUCGAUCUUGCCCAGCUUUGGCCCUUGAUUUACAGCUUCUUCAGGCGCAAGUUCUCUAGCCCGACCCCUCGCGAGAUGAUUGAGCUUACAGCACCGCCUCCCAUCGACUACGCGAGCUACUACAACUACUUUCUCUACUAUGCCACCAUUGCACUCGCGUACGCAGUUAUUCAGCCGUUGGUUCUCCCGGCAGCUGCUCUGUACUUUAUUAUCGAUGUGGCACUGAAGAAGUACCUCUUGCUGUACGUAUUUGUCACCAAGACCGAGUCGGGUGGUAUGGUCUGGCGUGUGUUGUUCAACCGUCUCGUCUUCGCGACCAUUCUGGGCCAGCUGGUCGUCUUCCUCACCGUCUGGGUCCGCGGAGAGGGACAAAUCGAAGCCGGUACCCCGAAAACCCAGGCCUAUGCUGUGGCGCCGCUUCCAUUCAUCAUGAUCAUAUUCAAGAUCUACUGCAGCAAGGUCUUUGACACAAAGAUCAAAUAUUACUCAACUAAGGCCGUCACAGGCGGCGAUCCCGAGGCUGGCAUGCCCGUUGGCAAGGAAUCCCACCGCAACGAUCGUCUGGCGGCUCGCUUUGGCCACCCAGCGUUGUACAAGCCUCUCAUCACUCCUAUGGUUCACGCCAAGGCGCAAAACAUCCUCGCUUCGGUGUACCAGGGCCGUCUCUCGGAUGGAAGGGAGGCUGGUACCGGUGAUACCAUGUCCACUUCCGGAUACUCUGACACUUUCAACCUUGGGCCGAUGCAUGCUGGCAAGCCCGGCAAAUCAGCUUCGAAAAUGCCUGGGUUUGAGGUGGUGCCUGAGUCCAAGCUAGAUUUCGAAUACUACAAGAACCGCGAUGAGUUCUCGCAGGAGCAUGGUGGCGGGGACAUAUUCAACACUAGACCUGGAACCCCAAGUCUCGCAGGCGGUCCGGACUCCAGACCAGGUACGCCAGUGGGUGGAAUGACUGGCCGUCGUCAGUUCUCUGCGGCGCAAGGUAUGCGGCCGCCCGCCGACCCGUUCGCCCGCUCCGGGUCACCCGGACCAGUUGGGUACUCGGCCUACUCCCCAUCCUCCCCUGGACCCAGCUAUCCAAGCCAGCAGCCCUCGCCCUAUGGCAUGGCUCCGACCCCAUACGGCCCGCCAUCAGCGAGCUUCGACAUGAACCGCACGAGGUCGCCCCUCUACGGGAUGGGCAUAACUGCGAACGAGAGCGGUUCCAACCUCGUGGGCAAUGCGGCGGGGAUGCCAAAGUCGAGGCCACCCGCUGCGCGUGCCGCCUCGCCCGACAUGCAGGGGUCGGCGGCGCCCGGAAUGUUGGGAGGCGGACCGUACGGAUACGGGAACCUUCCUCAGGAUGAAGUUCAGGAUCCUAUGAGUUAUGACUACUUUAGAGGUGCGAACAGCACUAGACGUCGCUGAGAUGUGUUUAUGUUUUCCCUUGAAACUACCUAGGUUUUGGCUUUUAACAAAAAUGCAACUCAUUCUUAAAACUGAAAUUAUAAACGGCUGGGCGGGGCUAUCAUCGGCGGUUAUUCUCCUUUUAAUAGAAAGCCAAGGACAAAUCUGGCUCCAUUUACUUGGCUAAAACUACCCUUCUUGUCUCUCUUUUUCAACCCUUUGGACAUUGUUGUCAUGUUCACAUGCGAAAACGAUUUGUACCGGAACUUUUACGAUUUGGGUCUUGUUCGAUCACCUUUGUCUGCUCUGCUGGGCUCAUUGCAUAUCACAUUUGUAAUGCUCGCAUAACCGGGGCGUCUUUGAAUCUAGCCAAACUUUUUUUUAGAAAAAAAAGCGGUUGGCCAUCUUUUGGUAAUAAGUCGUUAAAUUUGUUUGGUGACUCGAUUCCCUUGGUUGUAUCAUUGAUUUCAUCAUCAAGCUGGCAAGGCUCGAUCACGUCAUGUCGAGAAAAAGGCUUUAUCAAGAUCGACUUGGCCUUGUUGUGGUGUAAGUUCUUCUGGAGUCUAAAGCCAUGGUUUGAGAAACGCAACAGCUAGACUCUUCCCAGCUAGUAUUCUGUUUCAUUAUAUAUGCUGGAAUGCCAGCCUUCUCAGCCUUCAGGAGAUUGUAUGGGCAGCCCCGAAAUGGACGGGAAAACUGGAAUUUACUAGAUAGAACUAGUUCUAGCAGCAGGUUCACUUGGAGUAAUCCUGCCCUUGGCUGCAGCAAUACAACAGUAAUUGGAACGGUACUGAUUAGCCUUCGGUCGCAAGCUUUAAGCAGUUUAAUUUACACAAUCCGCAAGAUGUUUUCUUCGAAUUUCAGGGACCAGCUGACCGGCACCAUAUUAUUAAGGUUAAGGAAGCAGCAGGGAC
Pyricularia oryzae 70-15 is the source of this 4884-nucleotide messenger RNA. RefSeq lists its product as uncharacterized. Gene Ontology annotation, molecular function: calcium-activated cation channel activity. NCBI's taxonomy places the organism in Eukaryota, Fungi, Ascomycota, Sordariomycetes, Magnaporthales, Pyriculariaceae. The record is from RefSeq and is a predicted model, not a curated record. Bases 908 to 3991 code for a protein of 1027 amino acids. Gene Ontology annotation, cellular component: plasma membrane. The transcript has 3 exons.